This is a messenger RNA of Cuscuta epithymum, 1199 nucleotides long. The record is from the annotation of a GenBank genome assembly. Lineage: Eukaryota; Viridiplantae; Streptophyta; Magnoliopsida; Solanales; Convolvulaceae.
GGGUUUCGUCUUGACCUAAAAAGUAAACCUUAAAUGAAUACCUCAAGAUGCUAUAUGUUUUGUAUUUUUUUUUAUUUUAUCAAUGCGGGUGAUUAAUUAUGUUUGACUCUGUCUCACUAAUGUUAAUUGUAUAUAUAAUUGUUCAGAUAAACACAAAAGCUCACUGUUGGACUGGAAAAGGCGUUUCAACAUCAUCUAUGGGAUUGCUCGUGGAAUACUAUAUUUGCAUCAAGACUCGAGGUUUAGAAUUAUUCAUAGAGAUCUUAAAGCAAGCAAUGUUCUCUUGGAUAAGGAGAUGAAUCCUAAAAUAUCAGACUUUGGCAUGGCCAGAAUAUUUGGAGGCGAAGAAACAGAUGCCAACACUACAAAGAGAGUAGUCGGAACAUAUGGGUAUAUGUCACCAGAAUAUGCAAUGGACGGACAAUUCUCGGUGAAAUCUGACGUUUUUAGCUUCGGAGUUCUAGUGCUUGAAGUAGUUAGCGGGAAGAAGAACCGAGGAUUCUAUCAACACAACGAAAAAGAAAACCUACUUGGCUUUGUAAGUGGGUAUUAAUUUAGAAAUGUGCCAAUUGGUUGAUUCUUUGAGAAGAGUUCAAAUGCACCAAGAGCAUUGAACAUAGUCACUAGUUUGUCUUGGGCUUCCAUAAGAAGUAACUCAAGAUGUUAUGUGUUAGUUUGUAACUUUAUAUUUGGUGUAUGAUAUAUUUGUUGCAUGGUAGUUAGAUUUGUCACCACAUAUUUUCAGGCUUGGAGUUUGUGGAGAGAAGAAAGAGCACUAGAACUAUGCGAUUCAACUAUGGAAUUACAAUCACAUUCAGGAUUUGAGAAAGAUCAAGUAAUGAAAAGUAUACAAGUGGGUUUACUAUGUGUGCAGGAGAAAGCCGAAGAUAGACCAACAAUGGCAGCUGUGAUAUUGAUGUUGAAAAGUGAAGGGGCUUUGCUUCCCCAUCCUCAAUCGCCCGGGUUUUGCGUGAUGGAUAAAAGGCAUGUAAAACCAAAUUUAUCUUCUAAUAUUAAUAAUGAUGAUCAAACUUUGAACAAACUUACAAUCACCAAUUUGGAUGGUAGAUAACGAAUGAUUCAUUGCCAUGUUUGUAUAUUUUUGUUACCAUAGUUACUACACAAUUUUGGGAAUUGAAUGAUUUAUUGAAUGUUUGGCAUUUAGUAACUAAAUAAAUACUUGUAGAUUAUUAAUCUAA